This is a messenger RNA of Striga asiatica, 1336 nucleotides long. NCBI's taxonomy places the organism in Eukaryota, Viridiplantae, Streptophyta, Magnoliopsida, Lamiales, Orobanchaceae. The record is from the annotation of a GenBank genome assembly.
GGAAAUUACAAGGCAAAACAAACUGGCACAUUGUAUUUGUACGUUGUACCAUAUUGUACAACCCAUUGAAACCUCGCUUAAAUACCCUCCUAAGAUGUAAAACCCUAAUCAAAUUCAAACCCUUACGCCGAGAAUUUGACUGCAAGAGAGUGAGAAAAUGGGGAAGAGUGUAAAGAGAGAAGCAGGGCAAGCUGAUGCAUCCAUGGUGAGUGGCGGUUCUGAAAAGCACACGAAAAGGAAGAGGAAAAACACGGAAAAAGGGGAAGAAUCAAUAAACAACUCAGUACCUUUAGCAACUAAAAAGCCCACCAUCACCAUUGCUCUUCCUGGCUCCAUUAUCGACAACGCUCAGUCUCUUGAGCUUGCGACCCGCUUAGCCGGACAGAUUGCACGCGCUGCUACAAUUUUUCGUAUUGAUGAGGUGGUUAUAUUUGAUAACAAGAGUGUAUCCAGGGAUGUAUCAGCUGAAACAUUGGAGAAUGAUUUGGGCGAGGAUGAGAGUGGUGCUGCUUUUCUUGUGAGAAUCUUGAGGUAUCUUGAGACUCCACAGUAUCUGAGAAAGAGUCUUUUCCCAAAACAUAACAGUUUGAGAUUUGUGGGACUUUUGCCCCCACUCGAUGCUCCACACCAUCUGCGCAAGCAUGAAUGGGCUUCUUACAGGGAAGGUAGCAUUCUGACCCUUCACUGUAUCACACUGGAAAAGGUAGAUCAGGGUUCUGUGGGGACACUUGUUGAUGUGGGUCUCAGCAAGAAUGUUAUAAUCGAUCAAGUUCUUGAACGUGGAAGAAGAGUUACAGUGGAUAUGGGGACAGAUCGUAAUCUAGAUGCAGGUCCACGGAAAAUUGUCUCUUCUUUGACGCCUAUGGAAAAGGGUAUGUACUGGGGAUAUAAGGUCCGAUAUGCUCCAAAUUUUAGUUCUCUGUUCAACAACUGCCCAUACCAGGGAGGGUAUGAUUACCGAAUCGGUACCUCAGAACAUGGGGUAGCUUUUAAACCUUCGAAGCUUGCUCUACCAUCAUUCAAGCAUCUUUUGAUUGCUUUUGGUGGACUUGCUGGGUUGGAAGAGUGUGUUGAAGAAGACGCAAAUCUGAAGGGGAAAGAUGUUCACAGCAUAUUUGACUCGUAUCUAAAUACUUGUCCCAAUCAAGGGAGCAGAACUAUUCGGACAGAGAUCCAAUUAGACGUGCUUCGAAGAGGCAUAAAUAUGAGUGCGAACCUCUAUAGUUUGAACCUGGCAAAAGGCUGGAACAAGAUGACAUCCUGCAAUAAGACAGUUGAUGGGUUCUGGCAGGUCAUCGAAAUCAAGUUGGGUUAUGUUCAGCCUACAAAUUUGUGA